This is a messenger RNA of Lentinula edodes (shiitake mushroom), 1407 nucleotides long. Its product is annotated as carbohydrate esterase family 16 protein. Gene Ontology annotation, molecular function: hydrolase activity, acting on ester bonds. The transcript has 5 exons. NCBI's taxonomy places the organism in Eukaryota, Fungi, Basidiomycota, Agaricomycetes, Agaricales, Omphalotaceae. Bases 380 to 1321 code for a protein of 313 amino acids. The record is from RefSeq and is a predicted model, not a curated record.
CUCGAUGUUCAGUACUUAAUGCCAAGGUAUGUGAGAAGUAUAGACGAGGAAAAACAAGCUCCUUCGCGGACCGUAAAAAUUAGCAGGCAAUAAUAUCAAAAUAAGGAUAUCGCAUGCCCUCCGAGUCAUGGGGAGUUAUAGCAGAAAAUGAUCUCGUUGACUGGUCUUGCAAUUUUUCCAUCCAUCAAGGGGAAAUGGAAACGAACGCAAUGGAAGAAGCAGCAAAAGUGGUCACAGGUCAGUAUGCCUAUCGAAUUCACAAACGGAUGCCCAGCAAGUUUAUGAAAAUGUUCUACAAAUAUGCCGAAAUUAUCCCUCUCCCAUACCAUUCGUACAGUAUAAAAAGACUGGAAUAAUCUCGUGCAAAGACCGAACCCUCAUGAAUCUUCUACGGUCCGCUCUUGCGACUCUCCUCUUGUUAGUCACUGUGCAAGCAACUGGCGUCGCCCCCGGUCAAAUCAAGAACUUCGUGACGUUCGGGGACAGCUACACUGACAUAAUAAGCGUCGGUGAUGGAGGGACCGCCUGGCCUGUAUACGCGUCGGGUUACGCGAAUAUUUCUCUUUUUCCAUUCGCAAAGUCUGGUGCAACUUGUUCGAACAAUUUGACGAACCGACCCUUUCCUUCGGUGUUCGAAAGCCAGCUGCCGACAUACUUUGAGGAAACGAGUAAUGGAACGUUGAAGUUGAAGCCUGAAGAGACUAUCUACACGUUGUGGAUUGGAACAAACGAUCUUGGAGAGAGCGCACUUCUCACCGGAGACGACGCUGCUUCAUUGGUAGAUGUGACGACUUGUAUGGUAAAUUGGGUCAAAGUCUUGUAUGAAAGCGGAGCGAGGAAUUUCAUAUUCCAAAAUAUAAACCCCUUACAACACACCAUUCUGUAUUCUUCGACUGGUUACUAUACCAAAUUUUGGACCUUCCCUCGUAACGCAACCAGUUGGAGCGUAUCUAUGACUGAACUUGCCCUUUCUGGAAACGAUCUCACACAGCUGAAGCUACAAGCCCUGCUACCGCAAAUUCCUGAUGCCCAUGUUGCUCAUUUCGACUCCCACAGCCUGUUCCAAGACAUGUUCGACAACCCUUCCCAGUAUUUGAACGGUACGGCACCGCUCAACGUUACAGGCUGCAUCAAUUCGUGUGUCUUCCAAGUGAACGAGCCAGAUAGCGGUGUUUGCACGCUGGUCAAUGGAACGGAUCGGGACAGUUACCUCUGGUACGAUGAACUUCAUCCUAGUGAGCAGGCGGAUCGAAUUGUGGCGAGGGAAAUGGCUUUAGUGAUGGAAGGAAAGACGAGUAAGUGGGCCACAUGGUUAAGUUGAAUAAUCUUUCCAUUCGUUCCAAUACACACGUUAGUUCAAAUAGAAAGCGAUAUAGGAGCAAAUCUCACCUUACAUCCAUACCGUGC